This is a messenger RNA of Patiria miniata (bat star), 3711 nucleotides long. RefSeq lists its product as uncharacterized. NCBI's taxonomy places the organism in Eukaryota, Metazoa, Echinodermata, Asteroidea, Valvatida, Asterinidae. The transcript has a single exon. The record is from RefSeq and is a predicted model, not a curated record. Gene Ontology annotation, molecular function: antiporter activity. Gene Ontology annotation, cellular component: Golgi apparatus. The coding region runs from base 34 to 3504 and encodes 1156 amino acids.
UACAGCUUACGCAACUCCACGACGAGAAGCAGCAUGGCUACAGUGGUACUGUUUGUGGCAGUUUGGUGGAUUGCCAACAUGGUUGCCACUAUAGCAUCAAAGAAAGCAGUGAGUGGCAUCAAGCCUGACGCCACUGACAGUCUGACUACUUGGACAGGAACAGUGGCCUUAAAGGAUCUCAGGUGGAUAGAAUUGACAAUGCUACAACACCUCUUGGGGGCGCUGUUAGCCAACACGUGGCUCCUUGUAGUCCGUCGCAAGUCAGUCUUUCCCAAAGAAAGUCUCAAUCCCAAACAUAUGCUACUUGCAGUGACAGGCAACCUAGUGGGAAAUCUGGGCACUAACGCAUCUUUUGCUGCAGUCAGUUCGAGUCUAACUCAAGUCAUCAAAUCAUGUGAACCAAUCUUCACCUUUGUGUUCGCACUGCUGUUUUACAAGAACAGUGGUAACUUGAACCGAAAUGUGCUGUUCUCAAUCAUCGCCAUGGUGGUGGGCACAUGUCUGUUUAUCUCAGGCGAGGUGUCCUUCAAUAUUUGGGGACUUGGUGCUGCUGUUAUUUCUAACAUCGCUUUCCCGAUACGGAACAUCUACCUGAAGAAGUUGGGUCAGUCUUGGGAUGAUCCUCUUCAAAAAAUUGCAGUGGUUUCUAACUUGAACGUCCUGAUUCUGCUUCCAUUUGCGAUCAUGAGUAUGAGCAGCUUAGCUAAACUGCCUCCUAUGGAGAGUUGCACCUCUGCCACCUUCCACUUCAUCUACAACGCCGCCUCCAUAAUGGUGCUCCAAGCAUUUAGUCCUGUGGAACAUGCUAUGUUGAACCUCUCGAAGAGAAUGUUUGUUAUUCUGGCAAAUAUGAUUGUCUUCUCUACACCGUUUACAUUCUGGACAGUCACUGGUCUCUUGGUUAUUUUCAUUGGACAUUAUAAUAAUCAAGGAGGCCGCAUUUUCAUGCAGAUAAUGAAAAUGCGGCGAUGUUUCUCUCCUGCCAUCAUCGUCUUUGGUAUUACGUCAUUUUGUUGGUUCGUGGGAUUCUUUCGAUCUGGUGCACUCAUGAAUCAAUUACAAAUGCAACUUACACGGUACCAACCGAGAGAAGUCAUCACUACAGCUUGGGUAUAUGAACGACCGAUUCCAUACAAUGUUGUAGAAAACAUUGAAGCUUUUUUGGAUAGGAAUCCCGGUAUGACCGUGAAGGUAUUCUGCGGUACCUCCCAGUGUAUGAAGGCAGUGCAAGACACACAUAACCCAGAGAUUACAGGGGAAUUUCUAGUGCUGCCAGAGAUCUUUAAGAAUACCCCUCUGGAGCUCUGGUUAGCCCGACAUCCAAUGCACAAGAUUCUGACAGGUGUUGACUUUGAAGAUCACGUGUACGAGGCAGUGAGGUUAGCUCUGUUAUGGCGUCAUGGUGGCAUUCAUUUCGAUCCCUCGAUCAAACACGGCGAGUUCACUAUCCCAGGGCACCAAGAGGCUUGGGUUAGUAUUGGGACAAACCUAACACAAACUAAAACACAUGGAGUUCUCAGUGUGUCUCGGUUUCCAGUGCACAGCGCUUUCAUUGCGAAUCUUACCAAAGCGUUUUGUCGCGAAUACUCUCGGAAUAUUACCCAUGGAAAUCCACACUCGUUGCAGAAGUUUGAUUUUCAGGGAGCGGUCAGUGAUAUGUUUAACGAAUCUUGCAUGUCUGGAGACCAUUGUCCCACACACAUAGAAACUGACCUCGAAAGGAUUUCUGUAGUUGAUGCAAGAAGACGCCAUUUCGGAACACUUUCGUACGCAAGAAGAGCAGGGCGAUCUACGCGCGCAAAUCUUGGGGAUGAGGUACAAAGUUUCCCUGGGAUACAAUUCUUACCUUUCGUUGACCGUUUUGUUGAUAGAGAUAACUUUGAUAAAGCAAAGAGGGAUAAUCAUAUCCGGAUGUUUUUCAACGCGUGGUAUGGAGAUCAAGGGAUGACUUGGCCCCCACCGCGAAACAUCGACCCCAUCAUGCUGUCUGUGCAUAUUAGUCCUCGAAUCAGGCCAAUGUUCACAAAAUAUAUCAAAUACCUUCGAUCUAAAGAACCAAUAGGAUGCAGGGAUUCUGACACUCUGAAGUUUCUGAAGCAAAACAACGUUGAUGUCUUCCUUUCUGGCUGCCUAACACUCCUCAUCAAAACUCCCAACAUUGAAAACAAGCGUUCAGGCCAAAUAGUCCUGGCCGACGUGGAUAAAGCAUUUGCUGCCCUUCUCCCUCCGGAUAUUGAACGGAUAGCCAUUCGUGUCACGCAUUUAGGUGUGGGUGGCGGCAAAUCUACCAUCAGGGAACGUUUUCAAGCAGCAUACGAUUUGAUACAAAACUACUCCGAGGCACAUGUGGUUAUUACGCAACGCAUCCACUGCGCACUACCCUGUGUUGCCAUGGGAACACCGCUUAUUUUCAUCAAUUCCAAACACAUGCCCGGUGGAGGCGCAGAACGUGGUUUGAAAGUCUCCUCCCGUGUCACGGGACUUACACCUCUUUUCCACACUGUAGAUGCCUUCAAUAUGUCUCAAGAAUCGAUUGCGCGAUGGCUGCGUGAUUUCAACUGGAGAAACCCCCCGCCGAACCCCGACGUAAGCAUGCGCAUGCGCCUUCGGGCCACGGACUGGAAUGUGAUUCGACAAGACCAAGUUUUGUACGAUAGCGCUCGUAAAUUUGGCCUGUUACCCCUGUCACCUCCCGCCACAAACACGCCGAAUCAAUUAGUGUUCCAUUUAAUCCUGAACCGUACCAGAAACCCUACAAGCCUGGACUGGCCAAAAUGGCGGACCAUUGAAUCGAUAUUUUAUCAUUAUCCGCAUGCUAAGAUUAUCAUUCAUAGUGAUAGCUUACAGACAGGCCAGUUUGAUGUAUUAACAGAGUCCGGUUACACUAUUGAAGUACACAGCCUCAGUGCCAGCAUUGGUAAUAACAUAAUGAAAAACAAAAUUGAUAUCAAACAUUUCCGGAGAUUUGGAUCCCGUUUAAACGAAGAAGACUUUGCAAAACUGGCGGUACUAUUCCAAUGGGGUGGGGUGUACAUUGACGCAGAUGUUAUCCUCUUGCGACAACUCGAUCUCUCGUUGAUAAAUACUCUAGUUUGGGGAAGUAAGGAGCAGAAUUCAUUCGAUCUUUCUUUCAUGAGGUUUGAAAGAGGUCAUCCAUUCCUAGAGACUAUCCUAAAGGCUUCUGAAUGGCAGGCAUCUCCAAAAGACAGACAUUUCUCUGCAUUCGAAGCAUUAUUGUUUCAUACUUGGUCUAACUACUUUAAAAACAGUGUGAAAGUUUUGGCCCAAAGAGAUUUCUUCAAACAGUUCAGUGCCCAAAACGCAAGGGAUUGCCUGCAGAGCACAUCCGGACCUAUUUUUGAAUCCAAUAUGAAACAAAUUCGACGUGAAGUGGUUUUUGCAAAAGUGAAGGGAUCACUAACAAACCUGAGCAAACUGCAAAAUGGAACGAUUUGCAAAUACUUGUUCAACUCAUUUUGUGUCCUGUGUAAUAAUGUUUACUAACGCAAGUCAUGACGAAAAAGUGAGCAGCGAUAUGGCCAAACAAAUUGAAACUUGCUAAAAUGUAAUUCUUAAGUAACGGCAAACUUCUAUCAAUAACCUGGAAUUUACGUCUAGUUUUGACCCAAUUGAAUAGAGAACAACCGUAUGCACUGAAAAAGAAUAUAUAUAUCUCACUGCUGUGGGUUAAUCUUUGUCAUCAUUUUGGGU